AUGCCUUCGGUUAUUUCAACCACCCAUGAUACCAUCACCAAGUUCACAAACUGCCGACUGGUAAAAGGCGAUGAGUUAGUAGAGCAAGACCUCUGGGUCAGCAGCGGCACCGGGAAAAUCAUACGAAGUCAAGAAGCAUUCUACAGCUCCCAUACCGUCCCAACCAAAACCGUCGACCUAGGCGGACGAAUAAUCUCCCCAGGCCUCAUCGACGUCCAACUCAACGGCGCCUUCGGCUUCAACUUCUCCACCAUCCCCUCCGACCCCUCCAGCUACGGAAAACUCCUAAGACAAGUCAACAAAUCCCUCGUCCAAACAGGCGUAACAUCCUACCUCCCAACCCUCACCUCCUCCCCCCCAGAAGUCUACCACCAAGCCCUCCCCUUCCUCGGACCCUCAGGAUCCCAAAGACUCGCCUCAGAUGGCGCCGAAUCCCUAGGAGCGCACUGCGAAGGGCCCUUUUUAAACCCAACCAAAAACGGCAUCCACCCCCUCGAAGUCCUCACAACCGCCCACUCCCUCUCCGACCUCGAAACCAUCUACGGCUCCUCAAACCUCUACCCAACCCACCAAAACGGCCUCCUCACCCCCCCAAAAAUCCGCAAACUAACCGUCGCCCCCGAACUCGGCUCCAUGACAACCCUCAUCCCACACCUCGUCACAAACAACACCAUCAUCUCCCUCGGCCACACAGCCGCAACCUACGAAGACGCCUCGCUCGCCAUCUCCGCCGGCGCAACCAUGAUAACGCACCUCUUCAACGCCAUGGCACCCUUACACCACCGGAACCCAGGGGUAUUCGGGGUUCUGGGCGCCGCGGAGAGUGUGCCGAGACCGUAUUAUGGGGUCAUUGCUGAUGGGAUACAUUUGCAUCCUGCGAGUGUGAAGAUUGCGUGGAAUGCGCAUCCCGAGGGGUUUAUUCUGGUGAGUGAUGCGAUGCAUCUUGUUGGCUUGCCGGAUGGGGUUUAUGAGUGGGGGGAGGGCGGGAGAGAGAUGUUGAGGAAGGUGGGGGAUAGGUUGGUGUUGGAGGGGACGGAGAAGAUUGCUGGGAGGUUUGUUUAUUUCUUCCUUAACCCUUCCCUUUCCCUAUCCCCAUCCCCCAUCUCACCAAACCAAAAAACUAACUCAAAAAAGCUCUCUCCCCCUCCUCUCCUGCGUCUCCAACUUCCUCUCCUACACAGGCUGCACCAUCCCCCAAGCGCUCAAAGCCGUAACCGCAACACCCGCUGCCAUGCUGGGGUUGCAAGGUGUAAAGGGGUGUUUGGAGAGCGAUGCGGAUGCGGAUUUGGUGGUGCUUUCGGAGGAGAUUCAUGAAGAUGGGGAGGGGCAUAGGAGGAAGAGGUUGGUUGUUGAUCAGGUGUGGAAGUUUGGGGGGUGUGUGGGGGGUGGGGAUGGGGAUGAGUAG
Molecule: messenger RNA, 1405 nt
Organism: Hymenoscyphus albidus
Lineage: Eukaryota; Fungi; Ascomycota; Leotiomycetes; Helotiales; Helotiaceae
Source: the annotation of a GenBank genome assembly